Molecule: messenger RNA, 1735 nt
Organism: Elaeis guineensis (African oil palm)
Lineage: Eukaryota; Viridiplantae; Streptophyta; Magnoliopsida; Arecales; Arecaceae
Product: oryzain alpha chain
Biological process (GO): proteolysis
Molecular function (GO): cysteine-type peptidase activity
Source: RefSeq, a predicted model, not a curated record
CAACGGAAGAAGGAGAUCUCCUCCACAUUCUUCCGCUCUCCAAUCCAUAGCCCAGGGCCAUGGGUCCCAGCACCUCCACCGCGACCGCCGUCGUCCUCCUCCUCCUCCUGGCCCUGGCCUCCGCCGCCACCGCCGCCAGCGACUCGCGCAUGUCCAUCCUCAGCUACGGGGAGAGGAGCGAGGAGGAGGUGCGCCGCCUCUACCAGGCCUGGAAGGCGCGGUACAGCCGCUCCAACAACGCGCUCGACGAGGACGAGCGGCGCUUCGAGAUCUUCCGCGACAACCUCCGCUUCAUCGACCAGCACAACGCCGCCGCCGACGCCGGCGUGUACUCCUUCCGCCUCGGCCUCAACCGCUUCGCCGACCUCACCAACGAGGAGUACCGCUCCACCUACCUCGGCGUUCGGACCGCUGCCUCCCGCCGCCGCCGGAGCUCCUCCGCGGGGAGCGACCGGUACAGGUUCCGCUCUAGCGACGAUCUGCCGGAUUCCAUCGAUUGGAGGGAGAAGGGCGCGGUCGCGGAUGUCAAAGACCAAGGCAGUUGCGGAAGCUGUUGGGCAUUCUCGACGGUUGCGGCGGUGGAGGGGAUCAACAAGAUCGUGACCGGCGAUCUGAUAUCACUGUCGGAGCAGGAGUUGGUGGACUGUGACACCAUCUACAACGAGGGCUGCAAUGGGGGCCUCAUGGAUUAUGCGUUCGAGUUCAUCAUCAACAACGGAGGGAUUGAUUCUGAAGAGGACUAUCCUUACACCGCCCGUGAUGGCCGAUGCGACCAGUACAGGAAGAACGCACGUGUUGUUUCCAUUGAUUCAUAUGAGGAUGUUCCAGUAAAUGAUGAGAAGGCUCUGCAGAAAGCCGUAGCAAACCAACCUGUUAGUGUUGCUAUUGAAGGUGGUGGCACAGCAUUUCAAUUUUAUGAAUCGGGAAUAUUCACUGGAUAUUGUGGCACUGCACUGGACCAUGGUGUAACUGCAGUAGGCUAUGGCAGUGAGGAUGGCAAGGACUACUGGAUUGUAAAGAAUUCAUGGGGCUCAGAGUGGGGAGAGGGUGGGUACAUUAGGAUGGAACGCAAUACUAAUGCAGCCACCGGCAAGUGCGGUAUUGCAAUGGAGGCAUCAUAUCCCAUAAAGAAGGGCCAAAACCCACCCAAUCCGGGUCCAUCACCUCCUUCCCCUGUCAAGCCCCCAACUGUUUGUGAUAACUACUAUUCAUGUCCAGAGAGUACGACUUGCUGCUGUGUCUAUGAUUUUGGCCGCUACUGCUUUGCAUGGGGAUGCUGUCCACUCGAGGGUGCGACUUGCUGUGAAGACCACUACAGCUGCUGCCCCCAUGACUACCCCAUUUGCAAUGUUCGAGAAGGAACUUGCCUAACGAGCAAGAACAAUCCACUGGGAGUGAAGGCUAUGAAACGCACGCCUGCGAUGCCGUAUUGGGCUUAUAGCGCUCAAGGUAAGAGCAGUGCUUGAGAGGUGUAUUGGUUCACGGUGCAGUUAGUAUGGAAGUGAUGGAAUUAAUUCUCGACACUCUUGUGCUCGUUAUGGAUCAAAGAUAGCUGUUCCCAAACUAUUUGAUGAUGAUUAGAAGCUUUUGUACAUAUAUCUAAGUGUCUGUUGUCAGAUUAAUCAAAGGAGAUUUGAGAACUAAAUUAAUUAUGACACCUAUAUGUCAGUUGUGCAUUGUAAAAACUAGCAUCAGGCACAUGGAAUGCAAGCAUGAAUUCGUCUUAAAGAAACUU